AUGAGGCUUUGCUCCAGCGCGAGAGAUCUAGCCGACGCGCGGCGAAUCCACGCCGGGAUCGUGAGAGCGGGGCUGGGGUCCGACAAGCGCGUCGUCGAUCAGCUCAUCCAGAUGUAUGGCAGCGUGGGGAGCGCGGCCGAUGCCCGGGCGGUGUUUGAGGGAUUUGCCGCCGCUAGCACUGAGCCGCCGGAUGCCUUCCUCUGGACCGCGAUCAUCACGGCCUUCUCCAGGAAUGGUGACCCGAUCGCCGCGAGGGCGAUGUUUGAUCGAAUGCCAGAGCCCAAGCAUCCAGUCCCCACGAACGCGAUGCUUGCUGCCUAUGCCAAGAACGCCCUUCUGGAGGAUCUCUCGCAAUUCUUCUCCUGGAUGCGCGAUCGCAGCAUCUUCACCUGGAACACGAUCCUUGCAGCGUACGCGGGCAGCCUCGCGAUCGAAGCAAUGGAGCUCGUCUUCACGAAGAUCCCCGAGAGGAAUGUGAUCUCUUGGAACACGAUCGUGACUGCCUAUGCCGAGGCUAGGGAUCCAAGACGCGCCAAGAACGCUUUCGAUACUACCCCGGAGAGGAGCAUCGUCUCCUGGAACGCGAUCGCCGAGGCAUUCGCCGUGAAUUCCGACACCGAUGCCGCGAUCCAGGCAUUUGAUCGAAUGCCGCAGCACAAUCGCGUCUCCUGGACCGCGACCUUCUUGGCUCGCGCCGAUCACCGCCCGCUGGAAGAGAUCAAACACCUCUUCGAUCGAAUCCCCGUGAGAGAGCCCGGGACAUGGACAGUGAUCGUCGUCCGCUGCUCGAAAUCCUCGCAGCCCACAGCAGCGCUGGAGCUCCUGGAUCGAAUGCCGCAGUGGAACAUCGUGUCACUCAACGCAGCGCUCCACUCGCGGUCGAUGGGCGAUCUGGAAUCCGCGAUGGCGAUGUUCUCGCAGCUUCCGGAGAGGGAUUCCAUCACCUGGAACGUGAUGCUCAACGCGUUCGCGCGAUUGGGCUUCUUGGAUCGAGCGCGCGAGACCUUCGAUCGGAUGCCCCAGUGGCACCUCGCGUGCUUCAAUUCUCUCUGUCACGGCCUCCUUGGCAGCGAUCCGCGAUCGAUCAAGGAGAUCUUUGACUCCUCUCCCGAGCACAACGUAGUCUCCGCGACAACGAUGAUCGUAGCGUAUGCCCAAACCGGGCAUCUUGGCGAGGCCGAGGCGCUCUUCGAUUCGAUGCCGCAGCGCACGGUCGUCACCUGGAACGCGAUGAUCACGGCCUACGCGAGGAAUUCGUGCCUCCGCGACGCCAAGGUCGCCUUCGAUCGGAUGCCCCAGUGGAGCGUCGUGUCGUGGAGCUCCAUCGUGGGGGCGCUGGCCAAGAACACGCGCGUGGGCGAGGCCAAGGCGGCGUUCGACGCCAUGGCGGAGAGGAACGCCGCCGCCUGGAACACGAUGAUCGCGGCCUACGCGCAGUCGAGCCAGCUUGAAUCGGCCAUGGCGCUCUUCGACGCGAUGAAGCUCGAGGGGAUCCAGCCGGACGCGAACACGUUCACGGUGGUGCUGGGGGGAUGCGCGGCGGCGGGGGCGGUGGCGGAGGUGUGGCGGAACUGGGCGCUGCUGGCGGAGUUUGGGGUGGCGGCGAUUCGGGAGCACUACAGCUGCGCGGUGGAUGUUCUCGGGCGCGCGGGGAUGCUGGAGGAGUCGGAGGAGGUGCUGGCGGCGAUGCCAUUCGUGCCCGACGAUGUGGCGCUGGGGACGCUGCUGGGGGCGUGCUGGACGCAGAGUGAUGUGAGGCGAGGGGAGAGUGUGGGGGGUCUGGUGCUGGAGAUGGAGCAGCACAGCCCAUCCAGGUACGUGCUCCUGGCAAACCUCCUGGCCACCGAGACCGUUGACCGGACCGUUGACGUUCUAUGA
Messenger RNA from Selaginella moellendorffii, 1878 nucleotides. RefSeq names its product pentatricopeptide repeat-containing protein At4g02750. NCBI's taxonomy places the organism in Eukaryota, Viridiplantae, Streptophyta, Lycopodiopsida, Selaginellales, Selaginellaceae. The record is from RefSeq and is a predicted model, not a curated record. Bases 1 to 1878 code for a protein of 625 amino acids. Gene Ontology annotation, molecular function: protein binding. The transcript has a single exon.